Molecule: messenger RNA, 2256 nt
Organism: Mandrillus leucophaeus (drill)
Lineage: Eukaryota; Metazoa; Chordata; Mammalia; Primates; Cercopithecidae
Gene: ARID3B
Product: AT rich interactive domain 3B (BRIGHT-like)
Exons: 8
Coding region: 79-1782 (567 amino acids)
Biological process (GO): regulation of transcription by RNA polymerase II
Cellular component (GO): nucleus
Molecular function (GO): DNA binding
Source: RefSeq, a predicted model, not a curated record
GGUUUACACCCAGUGUGCCUGGUGGGCUGUGCCCAGGUUCAGAGUCAUGCCACUCUGUGGGUGAAGCUUGAGGCAAUAAUGGAACCACUUCAGCAGCAGCAGCAGCAGCAGCAGCAGCAGCAGCAGCAGCAGCAACAGAAGCAGCCACACCUGGCUCCUCUGCAGAUGGAUGCCAGAGAGAAGCAGGGCCAGCAGAUGAGAGAAGCCCAGUUCUUGUAUGCCCAAAAGCUGGUCACACAGCCGACUCUCCUUUCCGCCACACCUGGGAGGCCUUCUGGCAGCACUCCCUUAGGUCCCUUAGCCAGAGUUCCACCCACCACAGCAGUGGCCCAAGUCUUUGAACGGGGCAACGUGAACUCAGAGCCUGAGGAAGAGGAUGGAGGUUUGGAAGAUGAGGAUGGGGAUGAUGAAGUUUCGGAGGUGGCUGAGAAAGAAACCCAGGCUGCUUCAAAAUAUUUUCAUGUGCAGAAAGUAGCUUGCCAAGAUCCCAGAGUGGCACCCAUGUCUAAUCUACUUCCAGCACCAGGGCUGCCACCACAUGGACAACAAGCUAAAGAAGACCAUACCAAAGAUGCUUCCAAGGCCCCACCUUCUGUCUCCACAGCAGGGCAGCCAAAUUGGAAUCUGGAUGAGCAGCUCAAGCAGAAUGGUGGUUUGGCCUGGAGUGAUGAUGCAGAUGGAGGCCGGGGAAGAGAGAUCUCUCGAGAUUUUGCCAAGCUGUAUGAACUGGACGGUGAUCCUGAAAGGAAAGAGUUCCUGGAUGACCUCUUCGUCUUUAUGCAGAAGAGGGGGACCCCCAUCAACCGAAUCCCCAUCAUGGCCAAGCAGAUCCUAGACCUGUACAUGCUGUAUAAGCUGGUGACCGAGAAGGGGGGCCUGGUGGAGAUCAUCAACAAGAAGAUCUGGAGGGAGAUCACCAAAGGCCUGAACCUGCCCACAUCCAUCACCAGUGCCGCCUUCACCCUCAGGACCCAGUACAUGAAGUAUCUGUAUGCCUAUGAAUGUGAGAAGAAAGCCUUGAGUUCCCCAGCCGAGCUCCAGGCAGCCAUUGAUGGCAACCGCAGGGAGGGCCGGCGGCCCAGCUACAGCUCCUCCCUCUUUGGCUACUCACCUGCUGCGGCUACUGCUGCUGCUGCUGCUGCCGGGGCCCCUGCCCUCCUCUCCCCACCCAAGAUCCGCUUUCCCAUCCUUGGGCUUGGCUCCAGCAGUGGCAGCAAUACCAGUAGCCCUCGGAUAUCCCCAGCAACCACUCUCAGGAAAGGUGAUGGAGCCCCAGUGACAACAGUGCCUGUGCCAAAUCGCCUGGCUGUGCCCGUGACCUUGGCAAACCAGCAGGCUGGUACUCGGACCGCCGCGCUGGAGCAGCUGAGGGAGCGGCUGGAGUCAGGGGAGCCUGCUGAGAAGAAGGCGUCGAGGCUGUCCGAGGAGGAGCAGCGCCUGGUGCAGCAGGCCUUCCAGCGCAACUUUUUCACCAUGGCACGACAGCUCCCCAUGAAGAUUAGGAUCAACGGCAGGGCAGAAGACAGAGCAGAGGCCUCGGCUGCAGCACUGAACCUGACCACGAGUAGCAUUGGGAGCAUUAACAUGUCCGUGGACAUCGAUGGUACCACCUACGCAGGUGUGCUGUUUGCCCAGAAGCCUGUGGUCCACCUCAUCGCGGGGUCUGCUCCCCAGAGCCUCGGCAGCAGCGCCAGCAGCAGCAGCAGCUCUCACUGCUCACCAAGUCCUACCUCAUCCCGGGGCACCCCCAGCGCAGAGCCCUCCACCAGCUGGUCCCUCUGAUGGGCAGGACCCAGCUUCCCGCUUGCCACUCUCCUGUCAAGAGUGAAGGAAGCUGAUGCACAGAAUUUACCUCAUCUCACGGAGCCCACGUCGACGAGCACCAUUUGGCCAGACAUUGAGAGUUUGGAUGUGCCCGUCUGUCCAGGUUCCAUUCAGGUCCUGCUGUACUCUGGGGGCAGGGAGAGGCUAGAGGGGCAGGACAGACAGCGUUGUCCAAUCAGGGAUUGUCCUGGAGAACUGGGUGGGGGUCUGUGGGUGUCCAGCUUCCUCCAGGGUUCCCCAGCCACCUCCCAGCUCGGGGCACAGUGUAUUGACAAUCUGUCAGCCGACACAGGGCUGGAGGCCCUCCAUUUCCCUUCCCCUUUAAUUUAUUUCCCUGCCCCUGCCUUCUGCCAUGACCCCAGGGCCACUAGUCUCUUCCCCUGUUUUUAAGUCCCAUGUGGGGCUGCUAGGAGCCAAGAGCAUGCCUUCAUG